GACAGUGACAGACCAAUUCAAAACAAUUUUGUACGCAUCAACACCAUUCAUUCGUAUUUUCCUUGGUUAUAAAUCUGCAUUUAUAAUAUUCUUAGUGAAUACCAAUUAUAAGCUACUUUGAAAGACAAGAAACAAAAUGGACGCAGUGAAAACUCAGAAGAUUAAAUCGAACGCACCCGAUGUUGCGAUCACAGCAGUGUUGGGUCCAAGUCAGGAAUUACCUGCAGAAACUCCAACCGUAGCUGGGUACGACUGGGAAAAUGGUACAGAUUAUAAUAAAAUACUCGAAAGUUAUACUCGAACUGGUUUCCAAGCGACCAGUUUCGGUAAAGCGGUCGCAGAAAUCAAUAACAUGCUCAAAUGUCGUUCAAUACCAUUAACGGAAGAGACCUGCGACCCUCACGAAGAAGAUAUAUUUAUUAAGAAGAAGACUAAUUGCACUAUUUUCUUAGGAUUCACUUCCAACAUGAUUUCUUCCGGUUUACGAGAUACUAUACGGUUUCUAGUAAAAAAUAAGCUUGUUGAUUGUAUUGUUACUACAGCUGGCGGGGUAGAGGAAGAUCUUAUAAAAUGCUUAGCACCUACAUAUAUAGGAGAUUUUAAUUUGAGCGGAAAGAUAUUACGAUCUCGUGGAAUCAAUAGGAUUGGCAAUUUAUUAGUUCCGAAUGAUAAUUAUUGUUUAUUCGAAGAAUGGGUUACACCAUUACUCGAUGAAAUGUUAGAAGAGCAAGUCAGAGAAAAUGUUGUUUGGUCACCAUCAAGAAUUAUAGCUAGGUUAGGUGAAAAAAUCAAUGAUGAGAAAUCAGUUUGCUAUUGGGCUUGGAAGAAUAAUAUACCUAUCUUUAGUCCCGCUUUAACUGAUGGUUCAUUAGGUGAUAUGAUGUAUUUUCACUCUUAUAAACGUCCUGGCCUUAUAAUUGAUAUACUCGGAGACUUACGGAGACUCAAUACAAUGGCUGUGAAAGCAAAUAAUACUGGUAUGAUUAUUUUGGGUGGUGGAGUUAUAAAGCAUCACAUUUGUAAUGCUAACUUAAUGAGAAAUGGUGCUGAUUUUGCUGUAUAUGUUAACACAUCUUGUGAAUAUGACGGUAGUGAUGCAGGGGCUAGACCAGAUGAAGCAGUCUCUUGGGGAAAAAUCAGAGUUAAUGCAACUCCGGUGAAGCUAUAUGCAGAUGCAACUUUAGUGUUUCCAUUACUUGUUGCUCAGACAUUUGCUAAACAUCAUUUUAGCAAUAAAAAGAAUGUUUAAUAAUUA
Messenger RNA from Papilio machaon (common yellow swallowtail), 1255 nucleotides. RefSeq names its product probable deoxyhypusine synthase (gene Dhs). Gene Ontology annotation, biological process: peptidyl-hypusine biosynthetic process. The coding region runs from base 137 to 1249 and encodes 370 amino acids. NCBI's taxonomy places the organism in Eukaryota, Metazoa, Arthropoda, Insecta, Lepidoptera, Papilionidae. The record is from RefSeq and is a predicted model, not a curated record. Gene Ontology annotation, molecular function: deoxyhypusine synthase activity. The transcript has a single exon. Gene Ontology annotation, cellular component: cytoplasm.